Choloepus didactylus (southern two-toed sloth) is the source of this 6951-nucleotide messenger RNA. It is a transcript of the gene POU3F2, whose product is annotated as POU class 3 homeobox 2. Gene Ontology annotation, cellular component: nucleus. The coding region runs from base 216 to 1535 and encodes 439 amino acids. Gene Ontology annotation, biological process: brain development; regulation of transcription by RNA polymerase II. Gene Ontology annotation, molecular function: RNA polymerase II cis-regulatory region sequence-specific DNA binding; DNA-binding transcription factor activity, RNA polymerase II-specific. Lineage: Eukaryota; Metazoa; Chordata; Mammalia; Pilosa; Megalonychidae. The record is from RefSeq and is a predicted model, not a curated record. The transcript has a single exon.
GAGCGAGAGCGGGCGGGCAGGCGGGAGGCGGGAGGCGGCAGCAAUAGCAGAAGCAGCAACAGAAGGCGUUGGAGCGGGCGUCGGAGCUGCCCGCUGGGAUAGAAAGAGAAAGGAGAGAGAAAGAGAGCGAGCGAGGCAAGGGAGCCCGAGGCGAAAAAGUAACUGUCAAAUGCGCGGCUCCUUUAACCGGCGCGCUCAGUCCGGCUCCGAGAGUCAUGGCGACCGCAGCGUCUAACCACUACAGCCUGCUCACCUCCAGCGCCUCCAUCGUGCACGCCGAGCCGCCGGGCGGCAUGCAGCAGGGCGCGGGGGGCUACCGCGAGGCGCAGAGCCUGGUGCAGGGCGACUACGGCGCUCUGCAGAGCAACGGGCAUCCGCUCAGCCACGCUCACCAGUGGAUCACCGCGCUGUCCCACGGCGGCGGCGGCGGGGGAGGUGGCGGCGGGGGCGGGGGCGGCGGCGGGGGCGGCGGCGACGGCUCCCCGUGGUCCACCAGCCCUCUGGGCCAGCCGGACAUCAAGCCCUCGGUGGUGGUGCAGCAGGGCGGUCGCGGCGACGAGCUGCACGGGCAAGGCGCCCUGCAGCAGCAGCACCAGCAACAGCAGCAACAGCAGCAACAGCAGCAGCAGCAGCAGCAACAGCAGCAGCGGCCGCCGCAUCUGGUGCACCACGCCGCCAACCACCACCCGGGGCCCGGGGCAUGGCGGAGCGCGGCGGCCGCAGCUCACCUCCCGCCCUCCAUGGGAGCGUCCAACGGCGGCUUGCUCUACUCGCAGCCCAGCUUCACCGUGAACGGCAUGCUGGGCGCAGGCGGGCAGCCGGCGGGGCUGCACCACCACGGCCUGCGGGACGCGCACGACGAGCAGCACCACGCCGACCAUCACCCGCACCCGCACUCGCAUCCGCACCAGCAGCCGCCGCCGCCCCCGCCUCCCCCGCAGGGCCCGCCGGGCCACCCCGGCGCGCACCACGACCCGCAUUCAGACGAGGACACGCCGACCUCGGACGAUCUGGAGCAGUUCGCAAAGCAGUUCAAACAGCGGCGUAUCAAACUGGGAUUUACCCAAGCGGACGUGGGGCUGGCUCUGGGCACCCUGUACGGCAACGUGUUCUCGCAGACCACCAUCUGCAGGUUUGAGGCCCUGCAGCUGAGCUUCAAGAACAUGUGCAAGCUGAAGCCUUUGUUGAACAAGUGGUUGGAGGAGGCGGACUCGUCCUCGGGCAGCCCCACGAGCAUAGACAAGAUCGCAGCGCAGGGGCGCAAGCGGAAAAAGAGGACCUCCAUCGAGGUGAGCGUCAAGGGGGCUCUGGAGAGCCAUUUCCUCAAAUGCCCCAAGCCCUCGGCCCAGGAGAUCACCUCCCUCGCGGACAGCUUACAGCUGGAGAAGGAGGUGGUGAGAGUUUGGUUUUGUAACAGGAGACAGAAAGAGAAAAGGAUGACCCCUCCCGGAGGGACUCUGCCGGGCGCCGAGGAUGUGUACGGGGGUAGUAGGGACACGCCACCACACCACGGGGUGCAGACGCCCGUCCAGUGAACUCGAGCGGGGGGAGGGGCAGAGCGCGGGGCUCCCCCUCCCCUUCCGUCCGUGGCCCCUUUCCAGCCCCCCUGUUCCUUCUAACUUCUGAUUGUUCUUUUAUUUUUAAUUAUUUCCCCGUCCCUUAUAAAGAAAAAAAAGUGAUCAAGGAAAGCAACUAAGGCACUGGACUAUCCUUUAAACGGUAGCAGGUGUAAUGAUGUGUUUUGACCUUUACAGGCGAGUACCCAGGCAAUGGAGUGGAAUGUCUCAUAGAGAGAGUGAGGAGUGUAUGAUAGAGAGAGAGAAAGAGAGAUGAUAAGCACUGAGAUAAAUAACUGGCAAAACUAAAUAAAUUACCAAAAAGAAAAAAAAAUCCGUAAACCGUGAUAAACACAAAACGCAGCUUCCUGAUGCUCGGAGUUGGCACAUGCUGCUGUGUUUAUUUAAUGUGGAUCCCCAUCAGCAGAGAGGAAAAAAUACACACAUUCUUUGAUGUAGGCAAAAUUUAACCACAUAAAUUUGCACUGCAAGAAAAUUGGAGUUUACAACAAAUUCAUGAAAAAUGCUUUUUUCUUUCUCCCCACCGUUAACUUUGAAAUUUUUUGUUUUUGUUUUGUUUCGUUUCAUUCAGCGGAGUUGAAGCCAGCUCUUGGCCGCUCUCCUUUCCAAAUGCUCUUGCGUUGUCCCUUUUCUUCCUACUGUUGGUGAACUUUGGUUACCCUUAGACCCCCUCACAUUGGUGUAACGUUUAUUUGUUCAUUUUACCAAAGCAAAACGAUUGGCUUCAUGGAAAAGAAAUAUAUUUCUGCUUUCAAGAAAUGUGCAUGAUCUACCCGCUUUAUCUGAGGCAGGAAUACAGUUGGGAAUAUAUAAAAAUGAGAACCAAGUAUUGGUUAUACUACCAGCCACAAAGUAAACUUCAUUUUCAUGCAGUGUUUUGGGGGGAGGUUAUGCAGGAGAGAAAAAGAAAAAUCAAUAGUGAGUGACUGAUUGCUUCAUUUUAUCAGGCAGGCCCAUUGUGAACCAGCUCAAAGGAAAUGUGGAGGUUAAAUAUAUUUCCAGAGUUGUCCAACAGAAAGUGGCACUUUGAAGAGAACUAGAGAAAUAUAAAUCUUCAGACACUCCUUUAUAGUUCUCUGCCUUCAGUUCUAAUAACUUAAUUAUGAGGAAUUAAGUGCUGACAGCAGCUGUUAAAUUUUGUUCCUCAAAUAGCCUUUAAAAAAAAAAAAAAAACAUAAAGAAAAUAACCCAGAAACUUAAUGGUGUAUGCACAGACUGUGUUUCUUAGGACACAAAUACCCACAUGCAUACAUAGAAUAUCUCCACUGAGUAGACAGGUUUUGUCUUCACUGGCUCAUUUGUUUUUCAAAUCAUAUUUAGAUUCCCACACCCUCUUCUUCCACAAUUUAUUGCAGAAAAUACUAGUAUGACUUGAAUGGCUUUUUUUCUUCCCUCUUUCACUAGGAAGCCAAAUGAAGUGAAAAAAUUGAUAUUUUCAAUCCUUCCUUUUCUCCCCUUUGUUAAUAGUUUUAAGUGUGUUUUUGACCUUAUUUUGAUGGAAAAUGGUUAACUCCCAAAACAAAAGACUACUGGGAAAUCUAGGAGAGAAAAAAACAAAACCUUGUAACUGUAUUGAAAAUAAAUACCAUUAAACUGUGAUCAGUUAAAAAAAAUUUUUUAAAUCAUCAGCACAAAAGGGCACUAGAAGGGAAAACACUUUUUAUUAAUCUUAAAAGUUUGGGGGUUUUAUUUUCUGAUUAGGUAUUUGACAAAUUUUUAUUUUAAAAAAUUAAACUCUCACUACCAUAAAAUUACAGUUCUGCUUCAGAUUAGCGCUGCACUCUGUAGUUAAGGUUUUAGGAAAUACGUUUUAUAUUGUCUUUUCAAACACCUGUGAUUGUUUCAUUUUCAAUGUUUUUGCAAGAUAAAUGGUGACUUAUAAUGGGCAUAUUUAUUUGCCUUUAUUUCAUUUCCCCCAACGAAUGUCACAAGGAGAUGGGCACCGAGCUGCUUGAAGGUGCAUCACGCUGCUUGUUCCUGAAGUGUGGGGAUUGGCCCUUAGUGAAGCAAUCCAGAGCAGGGCAAAUAGCCAAUGGUAAAGGGAGGAAAUGAAUUUUCAGAUACUUAUUACCAAGUGGGUAAGGUCAAAAGCUGGAGUUCAGGGGAUGUGUGUAUAACUCCUCUAACUCUCAUAGGUUUACUAAGAAGAAAGUUACCACUGAACCUUACCACUAUGUAUAUAUGUUUAAUAUCUGUCUUUUGAAAUGCAGAAAUAGUUUAAAUGUUUCUUUGUCUAUUUUUCUUUUUUUUUUUUUUAAUGCUACCCAGGGAAAUAUUUUCAUAUCAUUUUUAAGUGGCCUGCCUCAAUGUAUAUUUAUUUCUUUUAAAGCAAAAAGGUUCUGGAAACUGUUUUUCUGUAGCUUUAAAUAAGUAGGUGAGCAAAAUCUAUAUGGGAUGUAAUUUUUUUUUUGGUUCAGUCUCUUUAAAAAUAAUUUGUUUUGGUACAUUUGGUUGUGCUUGUGGGGAAAAAUAAAAACGCAGAGAUCCUUAUAUAUUUAUGUUAAAGUAAUAUUUUAUUAUCUACAUAAAACAGAAAUGCACAAUACCUUCAUAGUUUGUUCUAAUUAUUGAAAUAUCUUUAUUUUAUUUUUAAAGAUAGUGCCAACUUUUAAAGGGGGAAAAAAACCUAGAUCUUAUACUGACUGAGUUUGAGUUGUGUGUAACGCACUUCCCUUCCUUUAUACUUCAUGAAGUUUUGGAAUAAAUUUUAUGCAUAUACUGCCAGGUUUCAUGUUUAUAACUUUCAGAGCUUUUUAAAAUUGAGACUACUGUUCUGAUUCACUUUUCUUUGCAAAAACUAUCAGCCCCAAAUCUUUCAGUCUUACAUGUGUAGCAGUAAUCGAAAUGGUCAUUGGAUUUGAGCUUCAAUUUGCCAUUUGAUGGUCUGACAAAGGGAUGUUUGUUCACUUUAAAUAUAUGCAAGUAUCUCUGCAUAUUCUUUCCAGAUUAGUUUUAAUUUAUCCAAAUGUGAUUUUUGGGGAGAAGCAUCAAUGGAACUGGUGGGUUUUAAUUUCUAAUUGCAUGUCCUCCCAUAAUUUGGGAUGUACAGAAAGGCAAGGUUUAGUUAAGGGGAUUAUUUUUUUUUAAUAAUGAACAAAUACCUUUCAACAAAAGAAUAACCAUUACAAUAUGCAAUAUGUUUGUUUACCAAGUGGUCAGAAAUAGGUCCUACAUAUUAUUCCUGUUAGGUUUCCAGAAAAGGAUGGAUUGAGCAAUGGUUUAUACAAUACUGUUUAUUUCUCAUCAGACAAAUAGGCUCUAAAACAAGAAAAAAAGGGACGUAUGGGAGAUAGCCAAGCCGUGAUGCUAAUAACAAAUUAUUUCAGGCCCUCUUAGAUGGAACACUACACUUACCAAAAUCAGUUCUAAGGUUAGUGAGAAAUCGAAGCAGUGUUGGAUUCAUUUACAAGUUUGGUGAUAUAUUUAAAGUCUUCCUUGGUACAGUGGCUUAAUAAGUAUAAAGGUCUAUUUUGAAAGGUAUUUUCUGGGCUUAUUACAUCUGAUCAUCUUUUCUAACUCCUAGUCAAUACUACACGGGUCCCAAACAGAUUCGGCCAAAUGAUCUUAUCAAUAGUCUGGAUGAGAAGUGACAGAAAGAAGAAGUGUUUUGUGACCGCAGACAUGCUGAUGGGUAAAAUGUUUAAGCUGGGUAUAGAUUUGAGUUCUGGGUCAAUACCGUCCUCCAUUGUAGGCAGAAAACAAGCAGCAUCUGCCCUCUGCAGGGCAUUUUAGUGGACCUUGUGAAGGCUUUUUUGUUCUUAGCCACAGGGGCUACUGACUGGAAACCAUCACGUGUUAAGCGGACAGACUGUGGUUUGGGAUCCAUGCUUGCCAUUCAGAUCCUAGGGCUACUCAGGCAGUUUCGUUGCCGGUUUGCGGAAACUACUACACACUAAGGUGAAAAACCCCAUCACUGCCACCGCAAAAAAAUUGUGCGGCAGUCUUCUGUAAGAUGUUGGGUAGCCACAAUGACAACCUCUUUCUUUCCCCUAAAGACAAUAAUACAAAAAUAUGGCCACCCUGAAAGAGCCCCCAAAUUUCCUCAAAAUAUAUCCUUUUUAAAUUGAUGGUGUGAGAUGGGGGAGAAAUGGGAAUGUGUAAAAGAGUUAUGUUGAGGUCAGAUGAAGGGAAUGGCCACAAAUAAUAGAAUGCAUGGCACUUUACUUCUAAACACUCUCGUUCCCAUGAAGUAACCCCCUUUAUAUUUCAGAUGGCAGCAACAAAAGCAAUCUUCUCUUCUCCUUCCCCUCCUCCUCCUACCAGACCGCGUACUGGUUGGCAAAUUUUCUCCUGAAAUGGCUCUGAUAAAGGCACUCAUCUUUCUAUCUUUUUUAUUUCUCCAAAAGCAACAUGAAAGAGAUGUAACAGCAACAAUGGAAAAAACUGGCUUUUGGGUGCAUUGGUACCUGUGCAUGUAGGUCUAUGUGUUGUGUUCGUUGCCUUUCAUUUGCCUUGUUUUGAAAGCAGUUUGAGUAGUCCCAGGGAGCUGGGUGAGAGAAAUUAUCUUUUUAUCACUGGUCUCUGUGAUAUGUAUUUGUUGAUUUCUCAUCAAUUCAUAGAACUCUGUUCUAGAUUCUACUGAAUUCUUGGACAUGUCUGUUAAAGAAUGAGGUAAAGAACAACUUAUCCAGAAAAUGAAAGGAUGGUGAAGGGAGGGUCAAAGGUAAAAGUGUUUUCUUGGGUCUGCUUGUAUAUUUCAGUGAGUAAGGCAAAGGGAACUGUGCUUAUUUAAAUUAAAAGAAAAAGAUGCAUCUUGAAGUACCAUGAAGUACUAUGCAUCUUGAAAUACGACUUAAUGGAAUGUACAGCUAAGUUUUAUAUAAAUAGUUUCCCUUUUCAGGAAAGUUUACUUUUUAAACUUUUGAACAGGAAGAAUGAUGAUAGGAGAGAACCAGGGUUCCAGAUACCUAUUCCCACCACUUUAUUCAGGAUGGGAAACAAUACAAAAGUGGCAGGGGCCUGCCACCCAGCUAGCAAAUCAUGGAAUCUACUGACUCACAUUUGCAGAACUCAGGCCAGUGUUAUUUCAAUGCCCCCUUAUCCAUAGGUGGGCUAAGGGAGCACCCCCAAAAAAUGGCUCUUUAGCCUUCUUUAAGGCUUUGCUUGGUUAUAGAGAUAAAAAAGCAACCACAAUAUUUUCACAUUCUGAUGUUUGGUGGGAAGCUAGGAAAUUUCUUCCCUCCUUUAUUUUUUUCAAAAGGUAAUUAAAUUUUUCAUGUAGUACCUUCCCUUUACCCUAAUAACAACUCUGCUUGGCUUAGCUGUUAGAGAUUUUAGAAACAUCAUAAUCCAUCAAAACAACCCUGGCUUCUCUUAUUGUUCCUAGAAUUCUGGUUGUUGAUAACAUUAAGAUGUGUUAGUACUUUUAAAAAAA